AUGAUCGGCGCGGUGACGCGUGGGAACAAAUAUCCUCUGACGCGAGAGACCUUGAUCGACGCGCUGCAGGGCGUGACGUUCGUGUUCGGACCGGUCGAGCCCUCUCCGUCGGAUGGGCCCGUGAUGCGCCCUCCGCCGCGGACGGUCGACGAGGACGUGGUGGUCGACUUCGCUGUGGACUUCACGUUCAUGCAGGAUCUGCUUCCGUCGACGCCCACGCCGUUCACACCCCUCGAGACCGACCAGUUCGUCGUGAAGAUCCCGCACGCGUUCGUGGAGGGCGACGGCGGGCUCGUGUACGACGCAAACGGCCACGUCUAUCACGAAACCGGCCACUUCUACACGCGCAACGGCCUCGGCACCGCGCCUCUCCCGCGCAAGCCCAUCCCGGGGACCCGCGCAUGCCUCCACUACCCCAAGCUCGCGACGUACGACCCCGGCCCCCUCCGCCCUCCUCACGGACCUUGCUUCCGCUGCAUGUAG
Molecule: messenger RNA, 483 nt
Organism: Pedinophyceae sp. YPF-701
Lineage: Eukaryota; Viridiplantae; Chlorophyta; Pedinophyceae
Source: the annotation of a GenBank genome assembly